AGAAGCAAGCGCAUCAAUCUUUAGCUGCUGAAGCUAGCAGGCUAACGACCGGUAUGGAGUACCCCGACAGGAGCGUUAUUUUCAACCCCUACUCUUCGUGCUUUAAAAACAGGACAUUACCGAAUGUGUGAGUCUUUACAGAAGCGCUUUGGACAUUGGCUUUAAGUGGAUUUGUGGAGUUCGACAAGCGUUGUGAACCAAGCCGCCAGGAAGUUCGCUGGCAUUUGAAGCCGAUUUUUAUGAAUGGCCGUAGUGGUCAAACGGUGGUACUACAGCUUAUGUGACGUAAUUUCGACCUAAACAUACUUUUCCCCAUUGACUUACAUUGGAUCAGCGAAUAUAUAGGUUUUAUUGCUCUCAACUAUCCAGCAUGAACACGUUCAAAACCCUUUUUAAAAAGUCAUUGCGGUCUUAAAGUUGCAAAAAAGAAAUCUGAAUCCAAAGUCAUUUGUUCUCUCUCCAUUCACCUGACUGAGCUGGAGUUUGGAGGCGGGGCUUAAGAGAAAACGCAAGUGCGCAUGCUCCGUGGGCCCACAUACGGGUACUGUCUGAACCUACAGUUGCUUGAUUUGGGCUUCAAUGCGCCACUGAGCAACUCUCGUAGGAAUGAACGUGAUUUCAGCCCUCGGCUUUAGAGUGCUUACAUAAAAACAAACGACUGAUCGGCGGCAGUUGGCUCUAGCAGAGAGAGGGAGAGGAGCUUUUCGGGUCUUUAGUUUACAUAUAUAUAAUGUAUUCUGGACUUUCAUUUUCUUUUUAAAUAUGUUGAAUCCCUAGCCUUUUGCCGAGUUAAUCGUAACGCCGAAUAAUCAUGGAUAUUAAGCUUCUUACAUGCUGAGCACGCAGGACUUUACCCACCGCUUCUCGACUCCGCAGAAAGACACUGCAGAAUAUAUUUGUGUAUUCUUCCAAGAAAGAGAGAAAUGUUUUGGCCGAGAGACAUGUGAAGUGACGAAUUUGUUUUAGUAAGUACGCAGUUCUUCUUCUACUCUCUGUGAUUCAGAGGCUGGUGUUUACAUGGACCCCAGCUGGAUCCAUUGGUGACGUCACGUUUGAUCAGAGGUGGAAGAAGUACUCAAGAUCUUUAAGUCAAAAAAGUAGAAAUACCAAAGUGAGGUAAUACUCUGUUACAGUUUAAAAUGUAAAAAGGUAGGAACGUAUUGGAAUCUAAAUAUACUUAAAGUACCAAAAGUAAAAGUACUAAACAUUUCAAAAUGGUUUGAUUAUAAUUAUUGAUGUGUUUAUCAAAGCUGGUAAAAGUGCAGCUUGUUUUAAUUACUUUGUAUACUGCAGGGUAGAUGUGAAUACUUAUUUGUGUGUUGAUCCUAUUGUUUAUCAUUAAUCAAAAUCUGCAAAGUAGCUUUAGAUAUUACAUACAUGUAGUGGAGUAAAAGUACAAUAUGUACCCCUGAAUUGUAGUGGAGAAGUACAAAGUAGCAUAACAUGGACAUACUCAAGUAAAGUCCAUCAGAAUUGAACUUAAGUACUGUACGUUACACCUCUUUAUUUAUUCGUGGUGGAGGUCGUCUACAUCAAUGGCUAGCCGUGAGAGUCGGGUAUCAGGGAAGCUCUCCUUCAUUUUUUAAGUAUCUCAUUCCCCACUCCACUGGAAGAUGGAGACGAGGUUCGAGCUGUUUGUCCACCCUCUCUCCAACCCGGGGGCUGCGGGGAUCUGCCCCGAAAUGCUGGAGGUGGCUGAGGAGGUGAACCGGGCUGGAGACUACAGCCUGGCCGCUGAGAUCUACUCCUCCCAGCUUGCAGACCUCCAGCAUCCAGACAGGGGUCUAUGUCUAAGGAAAGCCGACUGUCUGACCCGAGCAGGGAGGAUAUCCGAGGCUAUGGAGUCGUACUGCACAGCAGCAAGUCUGGGAAAACUGCACCCGGAGGAGCUGCCUCUUUUGGUGGAUACAAUUGCUAGGACUCUCCGGGAGAAAGAGCUGGGCCUCUCGGGCCUGGAGGAAAGCUCCAGCAGUAGUGGGAAAGAUGGGGUUGAAGGUGAUGGGGAAUAUGGAGAGGAUGAAGCACUGGAUUUGUUCUCCUGUCACCUCUGCAAGUGUCUCCUCCAUGAGCCCACAACCGUGGAGUGCGGACACACCUUCUGCAAAAUCUGCCUGGAGGAGGAGGCUAUCAAAGAGUGUGUGCAGUGCAAGGAUCAGUUUAACGACAAGAAAGAUGGACUGCCAAACGACAGGAGAUUGGACGUUGUUCUCAGUGGCCUGCUGGAUAAACUGUUUGCAACCGAGAGCAAAGCGAGGAAAUUCUGGAUCGAAGGUCAGGUUUUGUGGGGAGAUAAAAACCACUCAGAAGCUCUGGAGAAGUACAACGCAGCCGUGGAUCUAGCGCCCUCUUUAGGCAGACUGCUGUGUCAGCGUGCUGAGUUGCACAUGGAGAUGAGGAGCUUCAGUCUGGCCGUGCAGGACGCCAGCAGCCUCUGUCGGAUAAAACCUCACUGGACGAAGGCUCACUGUCUGAAAGCCACGGCGCUGAGUGAAGCGGGCCGGAACGACGAGGCCGUGCAGGAAUAUCUCAUGUGUGUGGCGCUGAAGCCCAACUGGACCAAAGUCAAACUGCAGGCGCAAAAGGUCCUCAGCGAGGUCUUCUCUUCUGUGUUUGAGAAUGGCAACAUGCCGACGCCGCUGCACCCUCUGCAGGGGUGCGUGGCAUCCCGCCUCAUUAAACCCCACGCCUUACUAAUGUCCCUGAGGCCGCAAGCACAGAAACCUGGCCCCUCCUCUCAGGACUCAGAGUUCAGGGUGACUAAAAGCUCCCCAGUGGACGACUCGUCCUCCAGACUCAAUCCUCCGUCGCCGGGUAGAUCUGAGCGCACUGCCGCGGAGGGCUGCACCAAGAGCCUGGCCGAGGUCCUGGCUGCGCUGCCGUCUCCUCCCGGUGGCGUCAAGAGGAAGCACAGCGGAGAAGGACCCACCGCCGCCUUCAACCAUCCCACCAAACUGCACAGACCCGACGAGGCGUGCAGAUCUCAGACGACCGCAGUGCGAGGAGGACGGACGUUUCCUGCUGAGCUGCUGGACAUCGGAGACAUGGAGUGCUCACUCUGCAUGAGAUUGUUCUACGAGCCGGUGGCCACUCCCUGCGGUCACACCUUCUGCCUCAAGUGUCUGGAGCGCUGCCUCGACCACAACUCCAACUGCCCUCUGUGCAAGGAGAAUCUCUCAGAGUAUUUGGCUACUAGGGGCUACAACAAGACCCUGCUGAUGGAGGAGGUGCUGCAGCGUUACCUGGGAGACGAGCUGGCUGAGAGGAAGAAAAUCCAUGAAGAGGAGAUGAAGGAGCUCUCCAACCUGAACCAGGAAGUUCCCAUCUUCGUGUGCACCAUGGCCUUCCCCACCAUCCCCUGCCCGCUGCACGUGUUCGAGCCACGUUACCGCCUCAUGAUCCGCCGCUCCAUGGAGACGGGCACCAAGCAGUUCGGCAUGUGCAUUGCUGACGAGCUCAAAGGCUUCGCCGACUACGGCUGCGUGCUGGAGGUGCGAGACGUGAAGUUCUUUCCUGACGGUCGCUCCGUGGUGGACACUAUUGGCGUGUCGCGGUUUAAAGUCCUCAGCCACGGCCAGAGAGACGGAUACAACACUGCUAAGAUAGAGUACCUGGAGGACAAAAAGGCAGAGGCGGAGGAGCUGGUGGAGCUUCUGAAGAUGCACGACGCUGUGUAUGAGCAGGCCAACAACUGGUUCACCUCCCUGAAGGACAAUAUGAAGAGCCAGAUCCUCAGCCACUUCGGACACCUCCCCGGCAAAGACCCCGACCCUCAGGCCAGUCCCAGCGGUCCGGCCUGGAGCUGGUGGCUGCUCGCUGUCCUCCCGCUGGAGAACCGAGCUCAGCUCACUAUCCUCGCCAUGACGUCUCUCAAAGAUCGCCUGGUCGCCAUCCGCAGGGUGCUCGUCUUCGUCACGCGCAGGAGGCCGCGGUGAUCAACAGGGAGGGACCACAACCACUCGGACUUGCAUUCUACAGUCGAGUCGUUUGUUAAUUGGGUCGCCCACUGACUGAUUAAUUUAUACGUUGGUUAUUUUACAGUAAUGCUCAUGAACUUGCUGCUUUCGUUGGUCCUGUUGAGAGCAUCGGGUGGGUAACGGAUUACGGAUUUUUUUGUAUGUCUGUCUGAAGCUACACCAUCUCAUCUCUCGAUUCUCUGUAGCGCACAAGCCGUCUCCCUCUUCUCAUUAAGAUGAUCUGCCUAACUCUCCGUUAUGAAGGAGUGAAAUCCUUUUUUUGUUUUCGGUGUGAGCGGGAAGGAUCAGAUUUAAGAUAUUGUUUCCGACACAUACUGAGCAGUAUUUCAGACGCUGAUGCAGAGCCGUGUAGCCCAGUCUUUCACACCGGUACAGCCCUAACAAAAACAAAGCAAGAACACUUCCCCCAAAGUGAAUGUACCGCUGUAGUAUGGU
Molecule: messenger RNA, 4409 nt
Organism: Eleginops maclovinus (Patagonian blennie)
Lineage: Eukaryota; Metazoa; Chordata; Actinopteri; Perciformes; Eleginopidae
Product: LON peptidase N-terminal domain and RING finger protein 2-like
Molecular function (GO): protein binding; ubiquitin protein ligase activity
Source: RefSeq, a predicted model, not a curated record